AUGCUUUCCUCUUCCUUAUUUCUUCUUACAACUCUUCCUUUCGUUUUAUGUGCACCUAUUCAACAAUGGGCUGUGGAUACAAAACAACAUGUUAACCAAGUCUCUUUGAUGCUUCACGAUGAUAUCCAGGCUUAUUAUGAAAAUAUUGCUGACGAAGUCAUUAGUACACACAGUGAAGAUGUCUUGGUACAAUUGGCUCAAGCCAUGAAUGACCAAACUACUUUGGAAACAUUCUUACAACCUCAAGCUAUUGCUUUACUUCAUCAUCCUGUCCAAGAAACAUGUUUGAUGCGAAUGCCUGGUAUGAUUGCUCAACAAUUACAUCGAUUACAUACAAAAGUAUUGGAUGCAAUGGAACCUACUUUGGACAAAUUAUUACAAGAGUACCCUAUCCAAGACGAUAUGAUGCAAUUGACAUUAUUGAAUGCUGCUAUGGGUGAACAUGUGACUCAACUGUUCGAUCGCUUACAACUGGAACACAAGGUGGCUUUGGAUCUUUCCGCGUGUGAAAUUCAACAAAACCAACAACAACAGAAACCUCGUCCUCCUCCAUCUUCCUUUUGGCUUUUAUUGAAAAGUGUAUGGAAAAAAGCUACUUUGACCUCGUCUCCACCUGCUGGUCGUAUGAUGGCUGAAUUGGACAAUAAUCCCAUGGAUCAACAUAUCACUGUGGUGGAAGAUCAUCAUCAUCAUCAUGAUGCUUCUCUUUUCGUGCCUGGUCCUUCCUUAUUACGUUCUCAUUUGGAUCAUCUGGUCACUGCCUUACUUUUCGAAUUUGAAGACCGGCUUCUGGAUUUAGAAACUACUUUACGAUCGGAUGUCUUUGAUGAACAAGUUUUAUAG
This is a messenger RNA of Halteromyces radiatus, 843 nucleotides long. RefSeq lists its product as uncharacterized. Bases 1 to 843 code for a protein of 280 amino acids. NCBI's taxonomy places the organism in Eukaryota, Fungi, Mucoromycota, Mucoromycetes, Mucorales, Cunninghamellaceae. The transcript is spliced from 2 exons. The record is from RefSeq and is a predicted model, not a curated record.